GUUCAUCAAAGCUGCAAAAUACAGUUCAGUCAAAAAUGCAGUCAUUGUGCAAAAAUGGAAGCGACUUACUGAAUCAGGAUGAUGUAAGUGGAGCCUUGCGAACAUUCAAAAAAGCCUUCAUUCUUUCCUGUAAGAUACCAGAUGAAAAAAUUCAGAAAGCUUGUUUAUUCAAUCUUGGCGCCUCCUAUAUUUGUGUUGGUAAACCCAAGAAGGCUCUGAAGUGUCUCAUAAAGUCGAGAAUCAGUGGAACGGAAGAGAGGGAUGGUGAUCUAUUCUUUAACAUAGGCGCUGCUUAUGAUGAAAUGAAGGAGUAUGGCAAAGCUGUCAUAUUUUAUGAAAGGGCCAUCAGUAAGUAUGGCUUUGAUGAGCUCAAGAGUAUCGCAGAUGCCCUCAUCAAGCUGGGGUACUGUUUUGCCAUGAUAGGCGACCUUUCUUCUGCUGCACAUUCAUUCAGACUUGCAAGUCAUUCAUACCUAAAAAGUCACAAAGUGGAAGAUGCGGUUAUGGCAAUGAGAGAGACUGCUAAAUACAUGAUAAAUAGCCAAGCUUUCGAACAGACUGAAGUGCUCCAGACAUUGAAUUCAUGCGUGGAGUCAUUGAAAGCUGUAUCUGACAAUCAACUGCUUGUAACACUGUAUAACCAUGUAGGUCUGCAUUAUGCUGAACUAAAAUGCUUUAGUCAGGCGGAAAAGUGUUUUACAGCAAGUUUGAACCUGUGCAAUGGGAAACAAUUUUCUAUAAGAAAGAUGGCUGUAUUACUCCAAAACCUAGGAGCCGUUGACAACGCUCUUUACCAAUAUGAAAAAUCACUCAGGAGCCAUGCCGAAGCAGCAGAUAUGUACGGAUCCCUGGGAGAAAGAAGUGCACAAGGACAAUGCCUCAGCAACUUGGCAUAUGCCUACAGCCAGCUGAAUAACUAUGAAAUGGCUGACUUCUACUAUCAACAAGCACAGCAAGCAUUUGUGGAUGCAGGUGACCUCCUACGGCAAUGUCUUGUCAGUGAAGGACUGGGUGCUACAUAUUUUUGCCUUGGAAAUCUGAAUCAAGCUAUUCAUUACUAUAAGCAAGCAUUGACUCUUUCUGGAAAAUCCAAGGAAACAUCCGAUAUCAUCAGGGAGAGAAUUUUAGGAAAACUUACAGACACCAUUGAAUAUAAAAUCACUCAUCAACAUCCCGCAGUUUUGACUGAAAGCGAUUCCAGGCCAAGACCAGAUCUAUCUCCUAGCAACUGUGUUAAUGAUGCCUGCAAAUCAGUCACCUCUCAAUAUCAAGAGUCCUGGUCUAACAGUACUAAGACAGUUUAAACAGUGACAUCACAAGUUCUGACAGCUCCGAUAAUAAGGCAGAGCUAAGACGCAAGAACAAAAUUUACGCAUCGGGUUCACAAGUUCAACAUUUCCAAAGCAAAGAGCAAGACAUUUCCGAAAGU
Molecule: messenger RNA, 1429 nt
Organism: Hyla sarda
Lineage: Eukaryota; Metazoa; Chordata; Amphibia; Anura; Hylidae
Product: tetratricopeptide repeat protein 24-like
Exons: 8
Coding region: 36-1304 (422 amino acids)
Molecular function (GO): protein binding
Source: RefSeq, a predicted model, not a curated record